AUGAGGGUAAAACUUGCAGCACAAGUUUUAAGCCACUCAGUUGCAGCAGGAAUAUUUUCCAAAAUAGCUAAAGGAGACAUGCCGACUGGAGCAGUGGCAACGGGAGCUUCUGUAGAGAAUCCCUAUAUAGAAGUGAAAACAUCAGACAACAAACAAGGAAUUGGAAUCGCUAAAUGGAGCCACAUCAGACAAUUCUAUGAACUGGACAAUAAUAAUCCCAAUUUUGUUUAUGCACCACACUUAACUAAAGAACACCUUGACCCCAAUACCAAGCAAAAAAUGAGGGUAAAACUUGCAGCACAAGUUUUAAGCCACUCAGUUGCAGCAGGAAUAUUUUCCAAAAUAGCUAAAGGAGACAUGCCGACUGGAGCAGUGGCAACGGGAAAGGAUAAAAAAAAGAUUUUCAUUGCAUAA
Molecule: messenger RNA, 414 nt
Organism: Arctia plantaginis
Lineage: Eukaryota; Metazoa; Arthropoda; Insecta; Lepidoptera; Erebidae
Source: the annotation of a GenBank genome assembly